AUGCAUAUGCAGGGACUGGCAUUUCAGGUGCUGAGGAGCAAAUGGGCAACGGAGGAGUUGUUGACGGAGCGAGAAGUCAAAUCCCUUUUAGAUUGGCAGCGCCUCCACUGUGGAUGCAUAGCUUCUAAGUCUUUGCUUCAACUUUUGGAUUUUGGGGGUGUUGGUUGUACGAGCUGUGCAAAGAAUUAUCGACUUCACCCGAUCCGUAGUGAUGAGAUUCCUAAUGGUUUUGGCUUGUUAAUAAAUAACGCCUGUGAUUUGGAAUCAACUCCUCUAGAAAAUAGAGUGGCUGGUCGUACUUUUGAUGAGGGAAAACUUGCACAGCUGUGCAGACUCAUGGAGGCUAAUGCACCCAACCUAUUAUGUCAGUCUGACUAGAAUAGAGUGGCUGGUCGUACUUUUGAUGAGGGAAAACUUGCACAGCUGUGCAGACUCAUGGAGGCUAAUGCACCCAACCUAUUAUGUCAGUCUGAGGGAGCUGACACAAAUGCAGGUCUGGGGCAAUUCAGACAAGAGGAGGUGAUGCAUCAAAUUGUAGAAGCUAGCUCAGGGUUCUCAGCUGCUGCUCAAUCAUCAGCUGGACAAUCUAAAUUUGCCCAACCAUCAAUAUUAGAUAUGAGAGAUAUCCAUGGAUCACAUGCUCAGCCAUCCUUGAGUAUGUCAAUGGGAGCUCCAUCAGGAACGGCAAGUUUUGCUCCAUAUCCUUGUGGGGUUGUUGAAGGAAAAGAGCAAAGCAAAACAUCUCCCUUUCAGCAAGGGCAAAGAUCUCGUCCAAUAUUUCCGAAACCCUCAAAACCGGUUCUUGCUGGGCGUUCAGAGACCAAUAAGGUUGCAGUCUCUGAGCUGCGAAUUGCAAGACCACCUGCUGCGGGACGGGGGAAGAAUAAGUUACUUCCCAGGUACUGGCCAAGAAUCACUGAUCAAGAGCUGCAGCAGUUAUCUGGAGAGUAUCCUUUUCUUUGUAAUUCCAACAUUGUCCCAUUAUUUGAGAAGGUUCCCAGUGCCAGUGAUGCUGGUCGAAUUGGUCGCCUAGUUCUCCCAAAGGCAUGUGCUGAAUCAUAUUUUCCUCCCAUUUCUGAAUCUGAAGGCCUUCCUUUAAGGAUUCAAGAUGUGAAGGGGAGAGAAUGGACAUUUCAGUUCAUUUUUUGGCCCAAUAAUAACAGCAGGAUGUAUGUCCUGGAGGGUGUAACCCCUUGUAUACAGUCUAUGCAAUUGCAAGCGGGUGAUACAAUAACUUUUAGCCGGAUAGAUCCUGGGGGCAAACUUGUCAUGGGAUUUCGCAAGGCUACAAACAACUCUUUAGAUACACAGGAUGCCCAAACAUCUGCAAUUCCUAAUAGUGCUGCUAUCACCGAAACUUCUUUUUCUGCUGAUGGGGAUAUUGGCUGGAACAAGAGUGAGAAUCACGGAGGCAGGGUAAAUGGGGAUGCACUGCUGCAAUCAACGUCAGAGAAGAAAAGAACUCGAAAUAUUGGACCUAAGAAUAAGCGAUUACUCAUGAAUAGUGAAGAUGCUUUGAGCUCAACGUCAGAGAAGAAAAGAACUCGAAAUAUUGGACCUAAGAAUAAGCGAUUACUCAUGAAUAGUGAAGAUGCUUUGGAGCUGCGACUUACAUGGGAAGAAGCGCAGGACUUGCUUCGCCCACCCCCUAGUGUAAAGCCGAGCAUUGUUACUAUUGAGGACCAUGAAUUUGAAGAAUAUGAUGAGCCACCAGUUUUUGGGAAGAGGACAGUAUUUGCUGAUCAACCAUCAGGGGGACAGGAGCAAUGGGCUCAAUGUGAUGAUUGCUCCAAAUGGCGAAAAUUGCCGCAAGAUGCUCUUCUCCCUCCGAAGUGGACCUGUUCAGACAAUGUUUGGGAUUCAAGCAGGUGUUCGUGUUCGGCACCAGAGGAGAUGAGUCUGAAGGAUUUAGAUUAUCUUCUGAGAGUGAGCAAAGAUUUGAAGAAGCGAAGGAUUGUAGAGAGACGCAAGGCAUCACCUGAAUGUGAGCCUUCUGGAUUAGAUGCAUUAGCUAGUGCUGCUGUUUUAGGCGACAAUAUUUGUGAUACAGGUGAGCCAUCAGUUGGAGAUACGACAAAGCAUCCAAGGCACCGUCCUGGUUGUACUUGCAUUGUCUGCAUUCAACCUCCCAGUGGUAAGGGCAAGCACAAACCCACAUGUACAUGCAAUGUGUGCAUGACUGUAAAGCAUCGCUUCAAAACACUCGUGCUACGUAAGAAGAAACGACAAUCAGAACGUGAAGCGGAAUCCCAGAAGGUGGACAACAAUGACUGCAAGGAUGAUUCUGAAAUGUCACCUACAGAUAAGUUGGAUAAUGAAAGAAAUCCAAAUAGAAAGCAAACUGAGGUGGCUGAAACCAGUGCUGGGCAAAUAGACUUAAAUUGUCAUCCUAACGGCGAGGAUAUACAGAUGGACAUCCCAGGAUUGAGCAUAAUGGACCUUGCUGAUGCAGCCAACAUGCCAUUUGACAAUUAUAUCAAGGAAAAUGGGCUUUCAAGCUUGAUGUGUGACCGGCAGGCGAGCUUGGGAUCCUGUUCCCAUUCACAAUCUGAUGGUGAGAAUCUGAGACGGCUGUCUGAUGAAGCAUUUCUGGCAUCUAUCGGUUGGGAUCGUGAGAGUAGAGGUGAUUAAGAAUGCUUUUGUGGAAUGUAGACUAAAGUGGUGUUUCAAAAAGAUUCCAUAAUUUAUCAAAGUGUAAUUUUUUUUUUUUUUCUCUCUUAUUCCUCUCCAAAGGGGUGGUGCCAUACCAUACAUCUGAUCUCACUAGUCACACAGGAUGUAGUUUUGUUGUAAUGUUUAAUUUGCUCUUCGUUUCAAUCUCUCUCUCUAAAUAUAAUGAGUUGUACAUU
Molecule: messenger RNA, 2849 nt
Organism: Jatropha curcas
Lineage: Eukaryota; Viridiplantae; Streptophyta; Magnoliopsida; Malpighiales; Euphorbiaceae
Source: RefSeq, a predicted model, not a curated record